This is a messenger RNA of Lodderomyces orthopsilosis Co 90-125, 1338 nucleotides long. RefSeq names its product putative alanine--tRNA ligase. The coding region runs from base 1 to 1338 and encodes 445 amino acids. Gene Ontology annotation, biological process: alanyl-tRNA aminoacylation; regulation of translational fidelity. The transcript has a single exon. Lineage: Eukaryota; Fungi; Ascomycota; Pichiomycetes; Serinales; Debaryomycetaceae. Gene Ontology annotation, molecular function: alanine-tRNA ligase activity; ATP binding; Ser-tRNA(Ala) deacylase activity. The record is from RefSeq and is a predicted model, not a curated record.
AUGACCACUGCCACGUCAACUAUCGUAGGAGCAUUAGCAUGUCAAAAGAACUCGUUUCUUAAAACGUUAAACACAAAAGUCGUUUCUAGCUAUGAAUUUAUUCCGCCAUCAACAGCAAAAGAGAAACAAAACAAGAACAAGAAUGCACCAAAGGAAUUGAAAUAUGGUGUUGAAUUUGAAGAUACGGUUUUAUUUCCUGAAGGUGGUGGUCAACCAUUUGACAAAGGUACCAUUACCAUUCUCAACAAUGGGGCAUCUUCUGAAUCCAAGACUGUGGAAGUUAAUGCCAUACUUCGAGACAAGUUGAAAGCCGUUCAUAUUAUUGACGAACCACUAGAACCAGGCACUCAAGUCAAACUUCAAGUCGAUUGGGAUCGCAGAUUGGACAUAAUGCAACAACACACGGGACAACACUUGCUUUCCGCGGUGUUUGACACUUUGAAACUUGAUACUUUAUCGUGGUCAAUGGGAGAUGUUAUCAAUUAUAUUGAAUUACCAGAAAAAGUAUCUGAUGAAGUAGUUCAGCAAGUGCAACAACAAGUCAAUCAACUCAUAUUUGAAGCACACCCUAUUCAUGUAGUGACUCGUGAUGAUCAUGGAGUUGAAAUUGACACCAGUCAUCUACCAGAGGACUAUGAUCAAAGUAAAGGGGUUGUACGUAUAGUCAAGAUUGGCGAUGACAUUGACUCUAAUCCAUGUUGUGGUACACAUUUAUCCAAUACUGCACAGAUUGGAUCCAUUGUGCUAUUGAAUCAAACUUCAAUUCGUGGUGGCCAUUCUCGUUUAUGUUUUACUUGCGGAUCACGGGUAACCAAGAUUGCAGGUGAAUAUUUUGAUAUUUUGAAGACAGUCUCAGGAACCCAAUUAUCUUGUCAGAUAGAUGACGUGGUUACAAAAGUUGAUCAAUUGAAUACCAAUUAUAGAAAAGCCAAUUCCACGAUUGCCAAUUUAACUAAAGAAUUGGCCAACUUGAGAGCAACUGAAAUUUUCAAUAAGUUGAAAGGCACUGAUGACGGAGUUGCUUAUGUAUAUCGUGAAGAAAAUAAUCCGGAUUACUUGACAACUGUGCAAAAAGAACUUGCAACAUUGAUCAAUGGAAAUAAAGACAGUGGAGUAGAUAUCACCAAUAAACAUACUCUUGUCUUGAUCAAUGGUAACCAAACAUCCAACGGUGGUAUGGUUAAAAUAUCAGGACCUAAAACUAAUGAUAUUGCCACCGAAUUGAAGCAAAAGAUUACCAAUUUGAAAGGUGGUGGAAAAGGAUUAUUUCAAGGUAAGAUCACUAAAUAUGAAAAAGGUGAGAUUGAAUCAGUAUUAUCCUAUUUGGACUCAUUAUAG